Durio zibethinus is the source of this 566-nucleotide messenger RNA. The record is from RefSeq and is a predicted model, not a curated record. Lineage: Eukaryota; Viridiplantae; Streptophyta; Magnoliopsida; Malvales; Malvaceae.
GAAGUAGAAAAUCUUUCAUGGUCAUUUAUGCAAUCACAAGGCAACCAGAUGGAUAAAGCUUUUCCAAUUUCAGUCCAACCCAACUGGUAUAGUUCAGACUUAAGCCUAGUUUGUAAUUAAAUCCACUAUCUCCUAUUCUCUUCAACCAAACAGUCCUUAAACCCUGAUUUGGAGGGUUUAUUCUGGAACCUAAAACCCUAAUAGCAGAACCAAAGAAAAAAAAAACAAGAGAAGCCAUGAAGGAAGCACGUGCUCAGCCCGUGUGGCGGCAAGAAGCUUUGGAUUUACUGAAUUGCGUCACUCAAUCUCCCUUUGAUCAAGAAAAAUGCACCAGUCUCUUGCUCUCUCUCAGAGAGUGCGUCCUCGAUGAGAAUCUGUUCUCCAGCAAAUGCCAACAAGCAUUCCUAAAAAUGAGGAAUUCUGUCAGAAUAACCGCACAGCAAAUGCCAACAAUUAUUCUUUGUUUGAAGCUUCCCUUCUCCUUAAUCGUUAUAUAUUUAUAUGCACUUGAAUCAUCCACACGAAAAUCAAGACAGAAUAUUCUCUUUUCCCUUUUCAUUUUUUAA